CUAAAUAUCAGCUGAUACAGACACCGAUUUACGAUUACGAACGAUAUCUUUAUUAAAUGAGUCACCCUGGACAGAGCAGAGAUGGCCGAUAUCCAGCGUAGGGAAUAUGCAAGACUUUUAGUGGUUCCCAUUGCAUUUGCGCUUGCAACGCUUUUCCUUUGGUGUUUGUUUUCAUAUAGACCUCCUCUGAAGAAUGGACACACACCUGAUCUCCAUUUUCCAAAAUCUCUUGAGGAUCUAAGAGAGCUUGUGAGAGUAUCCAGUGCCUAUAAAACUGACCACUGGUAUUAUGUUCUUCUAUUGUUUUCAUCAGCUUACAUCUAUAAACAAACUUUUGCAAUUCCAGGAUCAGCACUUUUGAAUCUUCUUGGUGGUGCUUUAUUUGGAUCUUGGCCUCUUGGAUUUCCACUCUGCUGUGUUCUUACCGCUAUAGGUGCAUCCAACUGCUUUCUUCUUUCCAGACUUGUUGGGAAAGCCUUAGUACAGAAAAAAUUGGCUUCAAAAAUACAGUGGUUACAAGAAAAAAUUCAUGAGAAUGAAAAUCAACUAUUUCUGUUUUUAAUCAGUCUGAGAGUCUUUCCCAUGACUCCCAACUGGCUCUUGAAUGUGAGUGCCCCAUACGUGAAUGUGCCAUUACCCAUUUUCUCACUCUCCGUUUUUUUUGGCUUAAUACCUUAUAACUUUUUGUGUGUUCAAGCUGGAGGGAUGUUAGCUGAAAUUCAGUCAAUGGAAGAUAUAUUUACUCCUAGGUGUAUGUUAGGACUGGUGACAUUAGCGCUGGUCAUGUUUUCAUUUUCUCACUUUGCCCGUAAACGUAAACAGCGGCAUAGUGACUAAUGUAAAUUAAUUGUACUUUAAUUUUAUGUUGAACUGGUUGAACUAUUGUACUAGAAAGUUUAUUAUAUUUUUGUGUGGUUAAGAAAAUUCUUCAAAUUUUGUGAUAAUUAGUUGGUAAAGGUUAUAUCGAAUCUUUGCCAAACAGAUAUAUUAAUAGAAUAUUUUUCAAUAUAAACUAUAUAAUCAAUCUUCCUACUUGCCAGUCUCACAAAAUUUGAUUGGUAUUCACCUCAGGUAAUAUCAUCACUACUUUCUUCCAUUUGUAAAUGAAAAUGAAUUUGCUUCCAUGCUUUUAGUGAUGCAAUCACUGUACUCUUUGGAAUGUUUUUUUCUUUGUUGUUUAGAGCUUAAUCAUAUAUAGGUAGCUCAAGGCAAAAUGUGGGACUUCUGGAUUCUAGUUUCUAUAGUAUAUUUUCUGCCCAUCACAUUUUUCCCACAGAAAAACAGAUUGCUUGUAUAGUGGUCAGAAAUUCUUUUGUCUGACAUACCUCAUGUCUAAAUGAGAGGUUCAAUUCUUUUUUGGGACUGGUGCAUGUUAAUCUAAAGCUGUAUUAGAAUUUGCGCAGAGAUAAGCCAGAGGGGGAAGAUCAGUAGUCAUACUCUCUAAUGUGACACAGGACAAGAAAAGCGCUAGAAACUCAUGUUUUGUUCUGUCAGUAGGGAACAGAUCCAGUUUCAGGCAAAAUGAAUAAAGUCUAUUGAACAUUAGUCCUUGAGGCAUGUAUAUAACUUGGUGGCUCAGUAGGAUCAAAUAUAUUUUACUAUCCCUCUUUCAAACCAAUGAGCAUCUCUCUGAGGCCUUUGGUAAACAUGCCAAAUCAAGAUUUAUGGAAACCUUUAGUCGCCUUAGUCAAUUCAGUCAACAUUUUGGAGGAACCACCUUCAGCAGCAAGAUAAAUCAGAACAGCUAUAGAUGGAGUCACUUCAGCUUCUGCCAGGACAAAUUUGCAACCCACCUCAGCCAUAAGCCAGAGUCCUUGACAAGGCAGUGAAACUCCACCCAUAGAAGAUAAAAUAAUAUGUGCUCAUUUUGUCCUUUGGAUGGUACCUUGCCACUGGAUUCAGUUUAUCCUUGUGUUUAGAAACAUGAUGAACCUGUACUCACCUCAGACCAGUUUUGAUGGAUGAUAUUUAUAUGCUUGCGCAGGGCAUUAAUUUGGUUUACUUUAAACGAGCACAUAAGUCAAUGAGUAAAAUCCCAUUUGAAAUGUAAAUGUAUAGGAAAUUUGAAUAGAAAAGGUUGACAAGGCUACAAGCAGUCUUUUUAACUGUAAUAGGAGUUGCACUUCUUGUGAUUGUUUAGAGCUGUUGUGUAGUCCCAUACAUAAUUACCUCGAAAUCCUUGAGAAAAUAGCAUGGUACAGAAACCAGGAGUACAAGUUAGCCUGUAAACAAAACAGUCAGAAUGGCUCUUGUUGAAGAAAUGAAUGCAAGAAAACCAUUAUCAAAUGCAAACAUUAAUAAAUUGUGAAGCAUUUUCAUAAAAUUCUCUGUAAAUAAAAUGUGAAGUCAAAAGAUAGUUGGGUAGUGAUAAGUUUUGACUUGCUCACUGUACAUAAAAGGUAAAUGAUAGCAUCACAUAGUCUUACCAUAAUGAGACAUGUUGAUUUUUUCAGACUUAUGUUGACCUGAAGGCAUUUACGUAUUAGAUUUUGCGUAUUAUUUUACUUAAUGCUGCAACUCAACAGUGGAGAUUUUAUGCUGUACAGUAUUCUUAAGUCUGUAUGCUUGCUAAGAAAAUCUUAAUAAAAUCUGUAGCAAAUAAUACUAUUACCGAGAUAUUUAUCAUCUGUUGUUGAUGUUUUAAUGACCAUUCAUGGAACAGGGUGUGUUAUUGAAGUAAAAGUUAACCAAAAUUUGUUCUUCAUGCAUAAGAAUUUGGCAAUGAAAUCCUGAGUUAAGCCAGAGGUAACCCUACGCAGAAACAUACUUGCAACUGACUUACUACUGUACAUCAAAUGUAAACAAACGUGGCUGCCCAUUCUGUUCAGUAGAUAUCUAACAUUUGUUUGUGUUAAAGAGAAGCCUUCUUUAUUUUAUUUAAAACCAACUUGAAUGUGCUUAAGGCUAUCAUGAUUUCCCAAAACUUAGUCAAGCCUUGUAAUUAUUGAAUGUUUCCAAAACCCUCUUGUUUUACGCCCUUCCACACAAGGGGCAAUAGUACAGCGAAGGCAGACACUGUUACCAAUUUUGUGGGUAGAUGGCAGUCAUGAAUGUAGAUAUGUCAUAGAUGAGGAAAGCACGGGCAAACCAUCAAAGUGCCCGUUGUUGAGGCACUGGAUGGGCACCAGACUAGAGACAACAUUGUCUGACACAGCUCUGACUGCACUCUGCCCGGUGUGUGGUCCAAGUCAUAGUUCGCUUGUAUAUGCCUACAGUCUGCCUUGGACUUUGUGAUCUGGUAACACUGUUUAAAAGCAAGAGAAUUACGGGCAUAUCCAAGUGCCCAUCAUGUCUUUUCCUCUUGUGUGGAAGGGGCUUUUCGACAUCUUAUUUUUAUGUUGUCCUCAAGGAUAAAAUGGCUCAGUGAUUGUUGUAAAACACCUGUCUUUGACCUUGAAUACUGUAAGUAGUUUCAUCCCUUCUCGGAUAUACGUAGUUAUAAACGAAAAUAGUUCAGCAUAAACAAGGUAAAAUAGUUCAAUAAAUUACUAAAGUAUAUAGCAGUUAAUUUUAACCUCAUUAACAUUAUGAGGUUAGGUGUCUACCUAAGUACUGUACAAUAUGAAUGCCUUUGCAUUAGGAAGAGGCAGUUUCAAAAUGUUUGUUGAAAUUAAAUGUAAAUAGUGUUACUCUGCAUAUAGCAUAAAAGUUAGCUUUUAUGGUUUGCACAGUAAAUUCUUAAAGAUGUGGAUUCCAUGUAAAACCAGACUCAUUCUUUGUUUUUGAUUAUUUGAAACCCAGAUAUAAUUGAGAGUAAAAAUAUUAAGAUAAGGAAAAACCAACACAUGAAGACAUCUAAUAUUUUCGAUUGAACUUAUAGUCAUCAAGGCUAGAAUAGAGAAUAACAACACUUGGGUAAUAAGUUAGGAAAGAUAGUUAUGGUAGCAAAAAAUAACUUUCCUUUUUACAGUAAAAUGUUACAGUGUCUGUUCAAAGAACUAUUAGAGAAUGAAAAUCUUCAUUCCAGUACAGAACUGUAAUAUCAGUUUUAUUAUUAACAAAUUCCUUAGAAGAUAGCUGAGGAAAAAUAUCCAUUGAUAUUAUGAGCAUGUCAUAGACUAACAGGCCAUGUGGUGGUAGCCCCCCCCACCCCCCAACCUCCCCCUUGCACUGUCUGGACCUUUGAAGUUUUAUUACAUACCGUAACUCUUAAUCAGGACCAAGAUAAAGAUUAUUAUGAACUAGAAUAGGCAAAACCUAGGGAAAAUUAGCCUGAAUUCACUGGUAAGUUGUCACAGGUCAGUUUUGGCUUUUACUUUGAUAAAUCCCUCUGGCAGCUAAGGCUGAUUCCAAUUAUUGUAUUGGACGAGUGCGGGCAUGGGGGGAAAAUUGUUACCACGUUGAUCUAGGAUGAUUAGGCAUUUAAGUAUAUCUUAGUUUUACCAGACCACUG
Molecule: messenger RNA, 4393 nt
Organism: Macrobrachium nipponense
Lineage: Eukaryota; Metazoa; Arthropoda; Malacostraca; Decapoda; Palaemonidae
Product: transmembrane protein 41A-A-like
Exons: 6
Coding region: 82-837 (251 amino acids)
Source: RefSeq, a predicted model, not a curated record